CACGCCUCUUUUUUCCAACGUGGACCUAAAACUCCUUAUAGGGGAAGUCCCUCAUUGGUUGAUCAACAACGCACAACAACGUACUGUACUGUACUGAUGAGCUGUACGGUACGACGGGACACCUUUUACAUUUUCUGCAGGAGGAUUGAUCGAAAUGGAAUCAGGUGAGCAUCCAGAGGCAGAAGGCCCGGUUUUUGAGCUGCAAGUGUCCGAAAGUGAUGAAGCCUCAGAAAAAUCGAUGCAGCAAAAGUCUUACGAGGAAGAUUUCCGACCUUUUCGUAAGGGAUUUUUUUUGUAUUUUAGCUACGGCAGCAAUCUACUAAGGGAGAGGCUUCUACUCAAGAAUCCGUCAGCAACAUUCUUAACAAUAGCAAAACUUGAGGAUUAUAAAUUAGUGUUUGGGCAGCAAAGGGCAUGGAAAAGUUCGGCAUGGAAAGGAGGUGUGGCUACCAUUGAGCAUUCACCAGGGGAUCACGUCUGGGGUGUUGUUUGGAAACUUAACAGGCGUCAUCUACAAACACUUGAUCUACAAGAAUCAAAUUAUGAUGGAAUUGAAGUCAAUACCAAAGUGAACACUGGAGAAAUUUUAACGUGUCGAACGUACGUGAUGCAGGACAUGUGUUCCCAUGUUCCACCACACCCAAAUUACUUGGAUGUUAUUAUCAGGGGCGCCGUGCAGAACCAGUUACCCCCGGAGUACAUCACAUUUUUGAAAUCAAUUGAGGACAAUGGCUCUAAGGAAACAACUGAAAUAUAUCUAGAGGUUAUGAACCUGUCUCUUAUACACAUCUAG
Molecule: messenger RNA, 793 nt
Organism: Anneissia japonica
Lineage: Eukaryota; Metazoa; Echinodermata; Crinoidea; Comatulida; Comatulidae
Product: gamma-glutamylcyclotransferase-like
Exons: 4
Coding region: 155-793 (212 amino acids)
Molecular function (GO): gamma-glutamylcyclotransferase activity
Source: RefSeq, a predicted model, not a curated record